Folsomia candida is the source of this 4064-nucleotide messenger RNA. RefSeq names its product acyl-CoA-binding domain-containing protein 5. Gene Ontology annotation, molecular function: fatty-acyl-CoA binding. NCBI's taxonomy places the organism in Eukaryota, Metazoa, Arthropoda, Collembola, Entomobryomorpha, Isotomidae. The record is from RefSeq and is a predicted model, not a curated record. Gene Ontology annotation, biological process: fatty acid metabolic process. The transcript has 9 exons. Bases 1141 to 3108 code for a protein of 655 amino acids.
CUGUCUCACCAGCAGACCAGCAGCAGCAGCCCGGAAGAAAAGAUCGGGACGGAAGUGGAAGUUGGAAUGGAAUUCUAAAUUAUUUAAUUAUUUAAUUCCCUAUUUAAUUGGGGGGAAGGAAUAGUUAAGUAAACAAAGGUGUAAAUUACGGGUUAACUGCUGGACGGUAAAUUGGUUCGUUUAUCUUUGACAUUUUCGACAUGUUCAUUCCGGAAGUGCAUCCUCCAGAAAUGUCCACAUUUUAAGGAAAGGAAGACCAGACAGUAAAAAAGAGUGAGGCUCACAAGUCAAUCGAGCAGUACCGACCCCUCUAGUCAGUCCGCCAUAGAUUAAGAGUAAUUACAUUUAUUUAUUGACGAAGCCAUAGAACGGAAUGGGGAGUAGUUUCUUCAUAAAUUCACCACUUAUAUUGCUAACCAAACCUCAAUCUAGAACGAUCCAUCAAUAAUACGCCGCCGAAGAAGUGAACACGCCGUGCAAAAAGAGGUUGGAUCAUCACAUCGGCAAAUAGAAGGAUAAGCUACUGCAAUAAAUACAUGGUCAGUCCUUCCCGUCAUAAACGUGAGUGAGUGGACAACGGGGUUAUCUAUCCAUCGAGAUCAUUCGUUAGGUUGGAUCAAUGUCAUCAAUGUCAUCCCAACAACCAAUCCAGAUGAAGACUACUCAAUACGAUUAAUCAUACAUAUACACAUUUACUUAAUACUGAUGGAUGCAACGGCAAUAUUUAAAAAAGGCGAGGAAAGACUACUACAUAACUGAAGUAAUUGGUGGAAUAUAUAUCUCACUUACCAAAUGUUAAGCAAAAUCACACCACGAAAUUUUACCAAACAAUCCAAUCCUGCUCUUCAUUCCACGUCCAACAUCAAAUCCACAUGCUGUGUGUAUGUGAGUUUGAGUUCAGAGUUUAUCCUUUUCAGACUCCAGCUCCCACUGCUAAAAACUGUUUGUCCACUCGAACUGGGUCAUCGUCAUCUGGAUUUGAAGAUUCUACAAAAUUUCUGGUCACGUCUUUUGAUUUGGAAGGGAACUGGGAAGUGAUGUGACGUAUUUAAUAGUCAAAACUGGACAAUAGUUUGAAAAACAAGUUGGAUUUUGAACCAUGAAAAAUGCCGAAGAUAAGUGCGUCGUAGAAAUAAAUAGAUGUUGACCCUUCUCCUCCUCCAAUCCUAUCUGCUCACUCGAUCUCGCAAAGAAGAACAAGCACACGACCACGUAGACAAGUCACGUUCACAUACGAAUCAAGUCAACAAGAAGGACGAUAACAAUUCCGAAUCGUCACUGGAACACAAUUUUUUCUCUUCGUGGUUGUGGUCAUUUUUAGGCUACUACUGGUCAACUAAUUAUUCGUUCUUCUAUGCAAAUUCUGUGGAAAAAUCUGCACCACCGGAAAUAAAAUGUCUCCGCAAUCACAACAAUAAUUACAUAAUUUUACAAAGUGUUCAGUCCUGGUUGUCAGAUUCGAACAGUUUAUCGAUGCCGAUAAGCAACGAGAAGGAAGUCGCCCUUCUCCCAACAUUUCCCCCACCACCAUCACGACCAAAUUCCAACAAUAUGUCGCUCGAGGACAAGUUCAAAGCUGCGGUCAAAGUUAUACACAGUUUACCGAAAGAUGGUCCUUAUCAACCCUCGAACGGGACAAAACUCAAAUUUUAUGGACUUUUCAAACAAGCCACGGAAGGAAUAUGUACCAUCCCGAAGCCAAGUUUUUGGGACGUUGUUGGAAAAUACAAGUGGGAAGCGUGGCACGAUUUGGGCCAAUUGACCAAAGAGGAAGCUAUGCUCAAGUAUAUUGAAGGUCUUAAAGAGAUUAUCGAGACCAUGUCGUGGGACGGAAACGUCCAAGAUUUCCUAGAUUCGAUCGGCCCAUUUUAUGAAUUUGUCAACUUGCAAGGUUCCGAAAUGAGUCAUGUCAAAGAAACCAUUGACCGUUUAACCAGCAGCGGCAGUAGCAGCAGUAGCAGUGGUACUGGCAGCAGCUCGAGUUCUGGAAGUAGCAGUGCGAUCAGCUCCAUUGUCCCCACACCGAUAAACUCUUGCCCAAAUUCCCCCCUAAAAAGUCUCACGGAUAAUGAAAGCUCUUCCACUUCUGGGACCACGAUGAUUGAAAAUAAUACCGAGGCGAGGGCACAAGUUCAGGUUGAAACGAGAACUGCAACUUACGAGACGAACCACAUCACGACAAAUGGAAGUUCCCCCUCCUUGUACACUAACGGAUUUCAACCCCACCAUCACCACCACCCAAUCCUCCCCACUCCACAACACACCUACCGAAAGAACAGCGUCCCCCUUCUCCCUCACGAAAUCAACGAAAUCGACGACCAAGAACAGCAAAACGACGACAUGAUAGCCAUCACUUUAAACGGCACUGGAACAAUAACUUGUCAAGAAGAUUUAGAAAAGGAUCCCGAACAGGAAGUGACAAUGCUCGAAAAUUCUGCGGCCGCCGCCACGACGUCCGGCACAGAAUCCGAGAAAUACUACAGUGGCGACAGCGAACCCGAUUUCGACGACAAAUUUAACGGCUACCAUCACCUGGACAACUUUCCCCCCGCGGUUGCCGGACACUCGAGAAAUUUCCUCCUGGGACAAAGUUCUUUUCACGACAGGUCCUCCCCCCUCGUCGUGACACGUGGCGUUUCUACUUCACCACCGCCAACGUCGACGGUAGGAACGUCGUCCUCCUCUUUGAAAAAGUCGGUCGUCACGUUCUCCAACGGGAGCAGAAAUCGGAAAUCCAGCCCAAAAUCCUCCGGGAUUGAGGGACUCCUCUCAUCGGACGCCAUCCUGUCCUCCACCGUGGACCGAUUAAACCGAGACGUCGACCAUAUCAUGGCUCGGUUACGGAUUUUGGAGACCGCUUACGCCGCCAGUGUCUCCAACGGUGGGGGUGGCGAUGAGGGGAUGCUGGAGCUGGGACGACGCCGACGGGGGCCCGCUUUCUUCGGGAACAUGUCCUACUCUGCCAUCGCAUUCUUACUCAUGUGGCCUUUCGCUGUCCACUUUCUCCUCAAGGCGAUGACAUGGUGGUGGGCGCGGAGGAGGAAAAUUCUCACGGGAAUUGUCUUAGCAUCCACGACGAAGAAGAAUAAUCUGAGCCUUCAACAAUAAUCCAGAUAUUAACGUAGCUUGGAAUCUCUUCAUCACGAUCAUUUUGGUGACGAGUCCUACGUUAAGUUAAGAAAGAUGCAGAAACUAUAAACAUGAAUGAACGAACAAAGACAAAAGUGGAUAUUAUUUACUACUCGCAUUUCUUGCAUGUAUACAUAUUUCUAGAGUUUUCGUCGUUCGUUACGUUGUUUUCUUGUUGGAAAAUAUAGCUUAUCUACUUACUUAAUACACACCAUGCUUAUCGUGCCAUGCCAUUCCAAACAACGCCAAAGUUACCAAUGUCCUUUCAUCCAUGUAUUUAAAUACCUAUUUAAAAUUUAUGUAAACUUUUUGAUCUACUCUCGACUUAUUUUUACUUCCUUCUCUUCAACCGUUCCUCUGUUUUUGAUAUCUUUUUGUGUAGAAUUGCAUAUGUCGUGAUAAAUAUUUACAUAAUUACUUUUUCUGCCUCUCACCAGCUUCACUUUUUAAACAUCCAGAAAUUUUUGAUGCAUUUUGUAAAAACAAGUGUUCUUUUUAAAAUCUGUUAAUUUGUUCACCAUUAGUUUUAAUUGACUUAUCGAUAGUUUCUUAUGUGCUUAUCUUCUGCCUACCUGUUGUGACUUCUUCCUCUGCUAAGAAUACCUGAACAUUGAAAAUUACCAGCAAGCAAUACGACGAAUUUCCUCAGCACGUAUCUACAUACAGAUUUACUUCUUAAAGAUGCUACCACACAAAUUAAUUAUUAUGAUAUAAAAAAUACGUUAAUUAAUCUAGUCAGCUACAAAUUUUACCUACUUAUUUAUUACUUAAAAAUGUGUAAUAAUUUUAUCCUGUAAUAUUUUUAAUGAGUGAAAUGAAAUGGUUGAGAUGCCAGACUGGGAAAAAAAUAUAGUCAAAAAGUGUGGAAAUCCAGUCAUAAAUAAAAUUAUGUAUGGAGGAGUAAAAAGUAAUAAAAGUUUUAAAAUGAGUGAAAA